UAGAAGGAACGUGGAACGGAGUUGUAAUGUCGUUUAAGUUGUUUCUAUGCGCAGUGAACGAUAUUUUGUUUGUAAUUAUAUAAUAAUAAUUAAUAGUAUUGUAAGGCGGCAUAAUUUUACGAAAAAUAAAAAAAAAACAUGUCUAUCGAAAGUAGCAGUGUUCCCGUGAUCAUUGAAUUCGGAGGUGGGGCAGAAUUACUUUUCGACAAAAAGAAAAAGCACUCUGUGGACUUACCUGGAAACGAAUGGACUAUACAAAAGUUACUUUUCUGGAUAAAAGAUAACCUUCUGAAAGAACGACCGGAACUUUUUAUGCAAGGAGACACCGUGCGACCAGGAAUUUUGGUACUUGUAAAUGACACCGAUUGGGAAUUAUUGGGCGAGAGCAAUUACAACAUAAAUUCAGGCGACACGAUAUUGUUUAUAUCCACCUUACACGGAGGAUAGGACGCAUUUUUACGCAAGAAGACAAGACGGCGACUCACGAAGAGGAAAUCAAAGAUGGUGGUGCAAGACUUGAUUCGAUCGCUGCGGGCAAAAUGAUAAUUUCGCGGGACACUUGUUUGUGUGAAGUACGCGCACACGUGCACACUGUCAGAGAAUAAAAUGCUCAUUCGCACGACGUACGUUUGAGAUGUUCCAUGUAACGACUAUGAUAUUACGGCUGACACGUUGGCCGUUUUCCAAGAAACCUCGUAUUAUUGCCCCUUCUCUACCUUACCAAUCUUUUCUCGCUUCAUAGCCAAUGGGCCAUAUCCUGUUCCCCGUUUCCACUAGUAGAGACGCGACUUGUCUAUCUCGGUACUUAACCCUUACCAUUCUCGUGCUGGUAUACAGCUAUUCCCGCGUUACUUCGUAAUUAAUAUUGGAGAAGAUCGAAUGAGAAAAUAGGAAGAAAUUAUUGAUUCUUGUCUUCAUAGAAUUUCCAUCUUGGCGACUUUGACAAAAAAGAAGAAGAAAAAAGAAAGGAAGAAAAACGAAGAGAAAAGAG
This is a messenger RNA of Bombus impatiens (common eastern bumble bee), 991 nucleotides long. RefSeq names its product ubiquitin-related modifier 1 (gene Urm1). Bases 139 to 447 code for a protein of 102 amino acids. Gene Ontology annotation, cellular component: nucleus; cytoplasm. Lineage: Eukaryota; Metazoa; Arthropoda; Insecta; Hymenoptera; Apidae. The transcript has 5 exons. Gene Ontology annotation, biological process: tRNA thio-modification; protein urmylation. The record is from RefSeq and is a predicted model, not a curated record. Gene Ontology annotation, molecular function: protein tag activity.